Molecule: messenger RNA, 1760 nt
Organism: Astyanax mexicanus (Mexican tetra)
Lineage: Eukaryota; Metazoa; Chordata; Actinopteri; Characiformes; Acestrorhamphidae
Gene: ift46
Product: intraflagellar transport 46 homolog (Chlamydomonas)
Exons: 12
Coding region: 131-1201 (356 amino acids)
Biological process (GO): cilium assembly; intraciliary transport
Cellular component (GO): intraciliary transport particle B; motile cilium; centrosome
Source: RefSeq, a predicted model, not a curated record
UAGUGAAAGUCAGUGUGUGGAUGGAACCGAUCACUCUUAUUCAGCAGUUAAGCAUUGUGUGUUUACUGCCCUCUGGUCUCCAGGAGCAUCGCGAGAUCGGUCUCCUGGUAACGGAACACCGCCUGCGUUCAUGGAGAGGUUUGAGCGACAGAAGACCAAGCUCAUAACCAACCAGACAUUUGACGAGACACUGGAUGUUAACGAUUCGGAAGAGGUUGCCAGUUUGUACACACCAACUCCACGAGAAUCAGUCCUCAGGAACAGGAGCAGACAGCAACUGAAUACCAUGGCCAACAACAGCAGUGAUGAAUAUGAAGAAGAUACCAAGAAAAAGAAAGAACCACCUGGCAGUCCAAGAAGAGCUAGUGAAAAUAAUGAGGAAGAGGAGGAGGAAGAAGAAGAUGAUGAUGAUGAUGACGACUGUGAUGAAACUGACUCUGAUGAAGAGCAAGGAGAGCCAGGUUCAGCUCCUGAAGGAGCAUAUGACCCGGCAGACUAUGACCAUCUACGCGUUACAGCAGAAAUAAAAGAACUUUUCCAGUACAUUACACGAUACACUCCACAGACUAUAGAAUUGGACCAUAAGCUGAGACCAUUCAUUCCUGACUUCAUCCCAGCUGUAGGGGACAUUGAUGCUUUCCUUAAAGUUCCUCGGCCUGAUGGAAAAGCAGACGGUCUGGGACUGCUGGUUUUGGAUGAACCCUGCGCCAAACAGUCUGAUCCUACAGUGCUCUCCCUGUGGCUCUCGGAGAACAGUAAACAACACAACGUUGCUGAGGUGAAAGUGAAGAGUAUUGAGAACCCACAGAAAAACCCCAAAGCCAUCGAUAACUGGAUAGAAAGCAUAAGUGAACUUCACCGCUCCAAACCACCAGCUACCGUACACUACACCAGAUCCAUGCCAGACAUUGAUACCUUGAUGCAGGAGUGGCCACCUGAGUUUGAAGAGCUUUUGGGCAAGGUAAACCUUCCUACAGCAGAUAUUAACUGUGACUUGGCAGAAUACAUCGACAUAAUAUGUGGUAUCCUGGACAUUCCAGUGUAUAAGAGUCGAAUCCAGUCUCUCCAUGUCCUAUUUACACUCUAUUCUGAAUUCAAGAACUCCCAGCACUUUAAGGCGUUAGCAGAGGGCCACAAGUCCACCACUUCGUCUGCUCCACGCACCGGUACAGCAGAAGCAGAGACUCUGACAUUAGAGUGAUCUUCCUCCCCAACCACAAAGACAUUGUGAAACUGCUCAUAACUCCUUAAAGGCCAGACGAUCACUACCAUGCAUAAAUGGACGGUAAUACAGAUUUUCUGUACCAGCUCACAGCAUAACACUACAAAGAAUUAUUUGAGUGAUGCCAUAUAAUCACUUUUACAGGUUUAAAGAAGUGGUUGUAAUCUUUUUUUUCACCCAAAUUAAAGGUUCUUUACACUCUCUUCUCUUUUAUAAAAAAUGGUUCUUAUGAAACCAAACAUUUCUUUCUAUAGCUUUGCCCAAAUAAUCAGGUGAAGCAUAUUUAUUUAUAAUAGUGUACUUUGAUUUUAGAGCAGUGUUGUGGUUUUAUUAAUUCAGAUAAUGUUAUACACUUAGCUUUAAUUGUGUUUGUUUUUUUUUAUUGUGCUUGUUUUUGUAAGAUAUCCCACACACCUGCUUUCUUCUCCAUUACUGGAGUGAAGGCAUGUUCAGCCAGGCUGUUCUCUGACACUGUGCUAAAAAUUAAGAUGUUUCUUCAUCCUGUUACAUUUUCAAAUAAAGAUUUAUUUCUUCAGAA